Messenger RNA from Aureococcus anophagefferens, 1945 nucleotides. RefSeq lists its product as hypothetical. The record is from RefSeq and is a predicted model, not a curated record. Gene Ontology annotation, biological process: protein folding. Gene Ontology annotation, cellular component: chaperonin-containing T-complex. Gene Ontology annotation, molecular function: ATP hydrolysis activity; ATP-dependent protein folding chaperone; ATP binding. Bases 78 to 1658 code for a protein of 526 amino acids. The transcript is spliced from 5 exons. NCBI's taxonomy places the organism in Eukaryota, Pelagophyceae, Pelagomonadales, Pelagomonadaceae.
CCGGUCAUUAUGGUUUACGCGAAAAUCGAAGUAUCUGACCGUUUACCCCCCGCCCGCGCGAAAACUCUUAGUCGCUGAUGGCGCUUGUGGGUAUCGAUGGUGAACGCAAGUCUGGGAUCGACAUUCGAGCUGAACACGCGACAAUGGCGAUCUCGAACAUCGUGAAGUCCUCACUAGGACCAGUUGGGCUGGACAAGAUGCUAGUCGAUGAAAUCGGCGAUGUCACCAUAACUAAUGAUGGUGCGACCAUUUUGCAGCGACUUGAAGUGGAGCAUCCUGCGGCCAAGGUCCUAGUCGAGCUAGCCGAGCUGCAGGAUAGCGAAGUUGGCGAUGGGACAACUUCUGUGGUUAUUAUUGCUGCUGAGUUGUUGAAACGGGGUACGGAACUUGUGAAGAACGGCAUUCAUCCAACAACAAUCAUGAGCGGCUUUCGGCUGGCUCUGAAGGAGGCAGUCAAAUUUGUUAAGUCGAAUCUUAUGGUACCUAUAGAGCAGCUCGGUGAUGAUGCCCUCAUUUCUGCCGCUAAAACAUCGAUGGCGUCUAAGCUUCUCAAUGCAGAUGAGAGCUUUUGGUCGAAACUAGCUGUCGAUGCUGUCCGUUCUGUGAAAACGCAAACCGCUGACGGCAAGGCACGGUAUCCUGUCUCCGCCAUUCAUAUCCUCAAGGCGCACGGAAAAUCCUCCACAGAGUCUGAACUUGUGAGCGGGUUCGCAAUAAACGUGCAGCGUGCUGCUCAGGGGAUGCCUUCUAGUAUCAACGGCGCAAAGAUUGCGCUCUUAGACUUUCCAUUGCAACGUCAUAAAGUGCAGAUGGGUGUGACCGUCCAGGUGGACGAUGUCGGCGAAGUCGAAGGGAUCCGCCAACGUGAGCUAGAUAUAACCAAAGAGCGCAUCCAGAAGAUAUUGCAAGCUGGGGCGAAUGUCGUGCUCACUACCAAGGGAAUCGAUGAUACCUGUCUUAAGUAUUUUGUCGAAGCUGGAGUAUUAGCUGCUCGGCGAGUCAAAAAGGAGGAUUUGACACGUCUCGCACGUGCCACUGGCGGGCGUGUUGUCGUGACACUUGCAGAUAUGGAAGGUAAUGAGACUUUCGACUCUGAGUGUCUUGGUUCCGCUGAUAUCGUUCAAGAGGAGCGGAUCGGAGACGGAGAGAUGCUCUACAUCCGUGGCACUGCGCUGUCCAAGGCGACAACUAUUGUCAUUCGCGGUGCAAAUGAGUUUCAUCUUGAUGAACUAGAUCGCGCACUUCACGAUGUUCUUAUGGUGGUUAAGCGGGUUCUCGAAUCAGCUGCUGUAGUUGCUGGAGGGGGGGCGGUUGAAGCAGCUCUGUCCAUCUUCCUCGAGAAACAUGCACAGACGCUAGCCACACGAGAACACCUUGCCGUCGCAGAGUUUGCCCAGUCAUUGCUGGUCAUUCCGAGGACCCUAUCUGUCAAUGCUGCUCAAGACGCAAUAGAGCUUGUUGCAAAGUUGCGAGCAAAUCAUCAUGCCGCACAGCAAGGAAGUUGUGAUCCACGGCGAUUCUCUGGUAUCCUUGAGCCUGCCAUAUCAAAGAUCAAGUGCCUUCGGUUUGCGACUGAAGCAGCCAUCACUAUCCUACGUAUCGAUGACAUGAUUAAGCUCAACCCAAAACCACCUCCAGAUGAUCCUCGCCAUAUGUAGAGUAGCUGAGUGCUGAAGCCCCGUGGUGCGCAGUACGAUAUGCGCCUUGGUCCGUUCCAGCUAAGCAACGGCGUCUCUUCCACGUUAAAUGGCAACCUGCGAGCCUGUGCACGAGGUGGGUCGUGCGCCAGGCCCCGUUGCUUCCUCCUGACUUUGUUUGGGGGCUACUAUGGAACAUCAGUGAACCGGCGGCAUUAGGCUACACACGCGUGCAGGCGGCCAAAGGGUCGCUCCUAGGCACCUCAUGUGGUGGAACGUACGGGCCCUAACCUUACCCUAUUCCUUUG